UAGCACACUUAGGCAAUUUAACUUUAAAUAUGGCAAAAUGGGGAGAGGGAGAUCCAAGGUGGAUUGUGGAAGAAAGGUCGGACGCUCAUAAUGUUAAUAACUGGCACUGGAGGGAAAGAGACGCUACGGAAUGGUCGAGAAAAAAAGUGAAAGAUUUGCUGCUGAAUUUGAAAGUUGAACAAGAGGGGAUGGGCUCUUGUGUUGUCCAUGAAGUGCAUGAGUGUAUUGGGGAGGCUUCGGUCAGUAAUCGGAAGAAGAAACUGAUUUGUUUCUAUGAGUUUAACGUGAAGGCGAAAUGGAAAGGCUCAAUGACAGGAAGUGACAUCAUAUACAAAGGGGAACUUGAGAUUCCAAACUUAAGCGAAGAAAACGAUGUUUGCGAUGUAGACGUGGAUGUGAAGUUCGGGAAAGAUCAAAGAGAAUGUCGGGAGCUUAAAGAUCUUAUGCGGAAACGAGGAACUUAUUUAAUCCGGCAGCGCCUGCAAGAGUAUAUUGAUUGUUUGCGCCACGAUUUUGCAAAGUCGUUACAAUUACCAACAAACCAAACACAGGGUGUUGGAAAGGCAAAGAAUGUGGAGCUGGAUUUAAAUGAUUUGAAUUUAGUAAACCAGGUUCAGAGUAAGCCAGUUGAACCGAAAACUGCUGGAACUAAAAUCAGCACUAAAAAGUUGAUGAUGACCGAAAAGUUUAUGACCGACGUUCAGGAGUUGUUUAAAACACUGACGUUAAAAGAUCGGGUGCGGGCUUGGUCCAGGAGUCCUGUAGAAGAAGAUGCUUCAACUGGUGGAAGAUUUUCGCUUUUUGAUGGAAAUGUAACUGGAGAUUUCACAGAAAUCAUUCAAGACAAAAAGAUCUCUAUGAGGUGGCGGUUCAAGUCAUGGCCCAACGCACAUUUCUCCAACGCGACGCUCACUUUUACUCAAAAACCUGACGGAACGGAAGUAAAAUUAGAACAGCUUGGAGUUCCCCAGGAGCAAGUGGAAGCCACCAGGAUGGGCUGGAGGAAUUAUUACUGGACCGCUAUAAAGAUGACAUUUGGAUACGGGUCACAGAUUUUAUAAUGACUCUUGCUGGAACAAUAUUUCAAUCUGUUUCGAAUAAUUUAAAUCUCAGUGAAAUUUCCUCGCACUAGGCUUAGUGGUUGGUUAAAAAGAGACAGUUCAUGCUUUAAACCUGGCGUUAUAUUUCAGUAAAAACUAUUUUGUAUAAUUUAUUCCACAUGAAAUUCAUGUAUAAGUGUUUCUAGUUCAACAUUUCCAAUGUUUCCAUUUUUGUAUUGACUUGAAAAUUACGUGUUAGGAAAACUUGUGUGUUAGCAAAACUUUUGUGUUAGUUGAAUUAGAGUCCUGUAAUUCUAUUAAGGUGGUUUGGUCCCCACCACAAGGCAUGAAAUGUACUGCUCUGCACUUCUGGUUUUGUACCUUACCCAAAAAAACUGUUUUAAAAUUAAGCUGAUUCCCUUUUUUGUGAAUUCCUUGGUACAUUCUGAGCCAAAUGCAAACCUAGCAAAGUUAAGCCGCUACAAGUACAUCUGGUUUUAUAAUUGUCCGUUAGAUAACCAACUUCAUCUUUUUCAG
Ciona intestinalis (vase tunicate) is the source of this 1577-nucleotide messenger RNA. RefSeq names its product activator of 90 kDa heat shock protein ATPase homolog 1-like. Gene Ontology annotation, cellular component: cytosol. Gene Ontology annotation, molecular function: ATPase activator activity; protein-folding chaperone binding. Lineage: Eukaryota; Metazoa; Chordata; Ascidiacea; Phlebobranchia; Cionidae. The record is from RefSeq and is a predicted model, not a curated record. Gene Ontology annotation, biological process: protein folding; positive regulation of ATP-dependent activity.